Molecule: messenger RNA, 444 nt
Organism: Macrosiphum euphorbiae (potato aphid)
Lineage: Eukaryota; Metazoa; Arthropoda; Insecta; Hemiptera; Aphididae
Source: the annotation of a GenBank genome assembly
AUGGGGGCUUCUUUUGUUAAAGCCCUUUCUUUCAGCCCAUUGGUAGUUCACUAUAUGGACUCACUUAUAGUAGACAACCUCUACUAUGAAAGGGAAGGCCAACUAUGGCACCCAUUCAUAUCGCGUAUGUACUUUGGCGCCCUCGCCUAUAUACAAACACUACGUGCAAUGCAAUAUGCCAAACUAGGCUCACUAGCCACCAGACAGCUCACCACGCAAGUCUUGGCCGACAUACAACCCGAAAAGUUACCAAUUCCUGGGCCACUUAUGCCCAUGCUCAAAAGUCUAUGUGUCUCCAAGCCAGACGACGAUACUUUUAACCUUGUAUGCCCACUAAUCCCUGAGAACCCCGGACAUCAACCAGACCACAUAGAACCAGCUCACGAUUACAUGCUUUGCAUGCCUAAUCUCCCCCUGAUUGGCUGCAAACCUCCAAUCACAUAA